Leptidea sinapis is the source of this 1463-nucleotide messenger RNA. Its product is annotated as terpene synthase-like. The coding region runs from base 103 to 1083 and encodes 326 amino acids. Gene Ontology annotation, molecular function: prenyltransferase activity. The transcript has 9 exons. The record is from RefSeq and is a predicted model, not a curated record. Gene Ontology annotation, biological process: isoprenoid biosynthetic process. Lineage: Eukaryota; Metazoa; Arthropoda; Insecta; Lepidoptera; Pieridae.
UAAGGUUUUUGCAAGUGGGAUGUAUGAGGCAUAAUUAUUUGUACAAAAUUAAUUUUUUAUUUAAUUCAAUUUACUUAAAAGAUAAGUUAAAUUUAUUUAAAAAUGAUACAAGACGAAGAGGAAUGUAAACUUUAUCUGGAAAAGGAACUGCUUGCUCCGCAUGAAUAUUUACUUAAACUGCCUUCCAAAGAAAAACGUCUAAGAAUUGCAAAGUCCUUGAACUACUGGCUGGGUUUGCCAAAGGAAAAAUAUCAAUUCAUUGUUGAAACGAUUCAGUCGUUACAUACAGGUUCAUUGCUGAUCGAUGAUAUCCAGGAUAAUACUCUAGUUCGCCGGUCUGUCCCGGCAGCUCACCUGAUAUAUGGAGAGCCACUUACAAGCAACGCGUCAAUGCACGUCAUGACACUUUGCCUGGAGAAGCUUCUAAGUCUUGGACAUCCAAUGAUCGGAAAAUUGUAUUGUGAAAAUUUCUUGGAAAAUAUUCGAGGACAAGGAAAGGAAAUUUAUUGGAGAGAACGUUUCCAAUGUCCAAGUGAAAAACAGUAUAAAUAUAUGUGUAUGCAAAAGACUGGCAACAUGUUCAAUCUUGCCUAUAAAGUCAUGCAGUUAUUUAGCAACGAUAAAAGGGACUUCACGAAAUUAGUCAAAAAUCUUGGAUUAUAUUUUCAGCUAUGUGAUGAUUACUGGAACUUAGUGAAUAUUGAGGCGUUAGAAGAAUUGCCCGAUGCAAAUAUACGCAAUAAAAGUUACAAAAAUAACACAAAGGAUGUUGUGAAAACAAAUGGUGCGAAAGCGGAGACUCGAUAUUUCUGUGAAGAUCUGACAGAGGGCAAAUUCACUUUGCCAAUUAUUCACGCUGCUCAACAGGAAGGUGGCGAGGUUGUUCUGAAUAUUCUCAGGCAGCGUACAAGGGAUCCGGACCGAAAGAAGUUUUGCGUGUCAGUGCUAGAGAGCCUUGGUAGUAUCAAGUACACCAGAGAUCAGAUUAUUGAGCUAGAAAAAUGGCUACGGAACGAGAUAAAUAAUUUCGGCGGUAAUUCAGAGCUAUCAGCAAUUAUAGACGAGAUGACUCUUUACUUGUAGUUUUUUGUGACUGCUUGCCGUGCCCUAUCAACAAAAGAAAGCAAUGGCGAACUUAAUCCAGCGAAGUUCUUUUUCUCUUUCACACGUCUUUGGUCUCACACUCUUACGCCUUUGUGUGUUCAUAUAGAACUGACUUAACAGAAUUUUGUUAUGAAAAUUUGAUUAAAAUAUUUAACAGAUCUUUUUAUGUAUACCUUGUUUAUAUUCACUGUUGUUGAAGUAGUACUGAUAACAUGAAACCACAAUUUGUAUCAAGUACAAGCUACGAGCAAGGAAAGGAUCACUUGAUCGCCUUUCAAGUUUUGUUAAAGUUAUAUUUCUUACGGUGCAGUCUUAAAGCGCUCUCAAAUUGUAUGAAAAUAAAGUCAUAAAAAUGGAAA